AUGGCGGCGAUUUCAAAUGAAAAAUAUUUAGCUCAUUCUUUCAAGGUUAAACUUGACGCUUUAGGUUGUCCAUUCACAGAUGGCGUUGAAGAAACCUGGAUUCUAGAACUUGUAUUCAAAGCAGGAGAGGCCAGGAUCAGGCUUUUACAAUGGCUGUUUUCAAAGUUCGACACAAAGCUGGCUGACCUACUGGAUCCCCAAUAUGCCUCUCGGGACUCCAAAAUGGAUUCUAGAAUCCAACGUUUACUAUAUGUUGCUUCAAUGAUAGGGCUUUGCAGAUACGAUGAUGUUGAUAUAAUUCGUGGUGUAUCAUCGAAGAAGAAACAAAUCUCCUUCAUGGAGCAACUGAUAGAUCUAGUUGCCGUACAAGAUGCUGCUGACAACCCCUCUAAACAAGCCAUGAUGUCACCUGGACUAAUCAGCGAUGCUAUGUCGGUAGACAGUCAGUUUGAGAAGGACUGCUGGUAUGUCGAUUCUCUCGCAACACAGGACUUGGACAAUGUAUUCUCCAGCAGAGUGGCCCUCCUCCCCCAUGACCUCUCUACACUCGUACACAGGCAGUGGCAGGCUAAGGGAAUAUCUUCACAUGAUAUAAAGCCACUGCCAGAUGUCCAAGCACUAUUAGAUGAGUCUACUAGGCUGGUAGAUGAUAUUGCUAGGCAGACUGAAGUAUUAAAUGAAAUCACAAAACUGCAUGCAUAUCCCCAAGAUGACCCCAGGACAGUGUCUAAGGUCUGCCAGACUCUCCGUAUUGUCCUCUCUGAACUCUCUCAGCUGGUAACCAGUUUCUCCUACUGCUAUGAAAAUGAGAUGAAACAGUGGUGUAACAAAACGCCCCCAAAUCUCUCACAGCUUGGACCUGCUUUUAAAAGAGUACAUUCCAUGUUACAAAAAUUUACGGCACUUCUUCAAGGACUUGGUGACAUACGAGAGAGCUACUCAACAAUCAUAUCAAGAAAUACUGCCACAGAAACAACAUUUUCAAAUCUAGGUCAAAGUAAAACAUCUGUUGGAGAACUUGUGUCAGUGAGCCAGGCUGCAGCAACAAGCUUCCAGGAAUGUCUGUCAGUAUUGGGAGAAUCUCGACAAAGACUGGAUGACACACAAUCAACUCUUGCAGCUUCAACCUUCAGCAUAUUACAACAGUCAUGAUGAAGACUUGAUUACACUACUUUAUCAACUCUUGUAUUUUCAACCAAUAACUUCGUUCAGUUGUGACAAAGACUGGAUGACACGCAAUCAACUCAUACACUCAUCUCUAACCUUCGAGUUGAUGCAGUCAUGAAUAAUCUUUGUUUUGAGGCAUUUAUACAUGGAACAUAAAUAUUUUAUGAAUAAAUUGUUAUUGUAUGUUUAUGUUUGUAACUAGUGUCACUCUACCAUAAACAUGUCAACAAUUGUUUACACAAAAUAUUCAAGUAGUCAAAAUGCUGUCAGUUUGUUCAAUUAUUUAAAGUUGAGUAAACUUGGAUUGGGAUUGUAAUGUCCUUUGUGUCCUUCACCUCUCAAUUGUGCAUAAUCAUUGCCAAAUAUUGUAAUGAUUGAUUGAUGAUUGAUCCGAUUUUCAUUCCUGUUGGUUUCUCUGGCAAAAGAUCCAUUUGUCAUUUCAUUUCUAGAAUCCUUGAAAUAUUUUUGUGAAGUUGUAAGUAUCACAUUAGUUUGGGUCAAAAUAUUACAUGUUAACAUUUACAAAAAAAUAAUUCAUAUAGGCCUAAUUUAAUGAAUAAAUUAAUAAUUGUCUAUGGUAAUAAAACAGGCAAAAUGUAAACAAAAGUCAUCCAGAGUUAUGUUUAGAAAUAUCAAAAUUAAAGUAGCA
Owenia fusiformis is the source of this 1816-nucleotide messenger RNA. Lineage: Eukaryota; Metazoa; Annelida; Polychaeta; Sabellida; Oweniidae. The record is from the annotation of a GenBank genome assembly.